Messenger RNA from Drosophila elegans, 1443 nucleotides. Its product is annotated as pancreatic triacylglycerol lipase. Gene Ontology annotation, molecular function: lipase activity. Bases 258 to 1424 code for a protein of 388 amino acids. The record is from RefSeq and is a predicted model, not a curated record. The transcript is spliced from 3 exons. Gene Ontology annotation, biological process: lipid metabolic process. NCBI's taxonomy places the organism in Eukaryota, Metazoa, Arthropoda, Insecta, Diptera, Drosophilidae.
ACACAACAUAACAGCUCCGCCAACAUCGCGAUCCUCGACUACUUUCGUUCUUGUUUGAGACCAAUCCAACACACCAUUUGACACCACCAUUUGCCCCUGUGUGGGUGCUUAUGUAUGCCAGUGGCUCAAUCAGUUACCAAUAGACUGAUCGCUGCCUGCGAUAGCCGCUCCACUUAAAUAGCAACGACUCUCGGUGCCCGGAACCCAGUCUACACACGGCCCUAGAAGUACGAGUACUAUUUCAAGUUAAUGACGACAUGAAGUCGACUGCGUGGCUCUCUUUGCUGGGUUUUGUUUGGAGUGCAUCUGCCAAUCCGCUGGUGGGUCUCCUAGAUCCCGCCUGCCAAGUGGUGCGUGGGGAAUGUCCCAAUAAAAAUGUCUCCUUCUGGCUAUAUUCCAACUCCACUCGGAGUAAUCCGAUCCUGCUAAAUCCGCUGGACCUCAAUCCCUGGGACUUCCAGCCGCCACGCCCCCUCAAGAUCCUCAUCCAUGGCUACACAGGAUACCGUGACUUUGCGCCCAACUCGUUUAUACGUCCUGCACUUCUGGACAACGAGGAUGUGUACGUGAUCUCAAUUGACUAUGGGCCACUGGUGCGAUAUCCCUGCUACAUUCAGGCGGUGCAGAAUCUUCCGCUGGUCAGUCGGUGUCUGGCGCAGUUGAUCAACAACCUGGUGGAUCGAAGAAUAGUGGCCAAUGAACAGAUCCACCUGAUUGGCUUCAGUUUGGGUGGUCAGGUGGCGGGUCAGACGGCCAACUAUGUGAAGAGAAAGCUGAGAAGGAUCACGGGACUGGACCCGGCCAAGCCUUUGUUUAUUUUGGGACCCGAUUCAAGACGUUUGGACCCGAGCGAUGGCGACUUUGUGGACGUCAUCCACACGGAUGUUUUCGGUCGUGGAAUGCUGCGUGCCUCGGGUCAUGUGGAUUUCUAUCCCAACUUCGGAGCCCAACAACCUGGCUGCAUGGAGGAGAAUAUGGAAGAUCCGGGCAGUUGCAAUCAUGACAGAGCUCCUCGUUUCUAUGCCGAGUCCAUUAAUUCCACCGUGGGUUUUUGGGGACGCCAAUGUUCCAGCUGGUUGGUCCAGCUCCUUAGACUUUGUCCCACCACCGGGGCCCAGGCCCAAAUGGGAUAUCACGUAUCGGAAGAUAUAAAAGGUUCCUACUUCCUCAAGACUGCAAGUAAUUCACCCUAUGCCCUGGGCAAACUGGAGGAUGUGGACAAUAGCCAGGCACUGGCCAAAUUCCAUCUGAAUCUGGAACACAAUGAAAUCGGCGAUGACUAUGAGCCACAGCUAUUGGAGGCUUUUCUCGAACUGGAGGCGGUGAAAGUGAUUGUAAAAAUGGAUGAGGGCGAUUUGGACAAGAAAUUGGACUGGAUAGAUCGGGAGGAUGAAGAGCCCUUGUCGAGAAAUGUGUUUAGAUAGGAUAGAGUUUUAGUAAUUG